Messenger RNA from Miscanthus lutarioriparius, 792 nucleotides. Lineage: Eukaryota; Viridiplantae; Streptophyta; Magnoliopsida; Poales; Poaceae. The record is from the annotation of a GenBank genome assembly.
AUGGCAUCGGUGGACGAUCUCAAGCAACCCUACUCCACUGCUUCCCCGUCCCCCAUCGACUUACCACAGCCACCACCACCACCCGCCGCCAACAUUUCCGCCCCCUCGAUACGCCCUUCCCAAUCCUACCGUGCGCUUGUCGCAUUCCUAAUCCUCGCGGCGCUGUCGUCCGCAUCGUGGUUCGUCGAGCAGUUCGCGGCCGCCGCAGGCAACCUCCGCCUGCCCAUGCCCGCCGCCGUCGUUAUCGUCCUACUCUUCGCAGCGCUCUUUUACGCUUCGAUCCACUUCUUCAGAUCUUUUUUCCUGGCACGUCCACCUGUCGCCGCGAUGCUCCAGUGGGAGAGGAUCGGUGCAAUCGCCGCCGUUGGGGCCGGGUUCGCGGCCUGCCUCGUCGCCGCUAGCGGAUUCGCGUAUCGGGUAUACCUGUUGGACCCCCAAAAUUUCGGCAAUGUUCUACGCAAGUCUUUCUGGUGGGUCUCAAAUUUAGAAAAGGGGAUAUCUGUGCAGUACCAGAAAUCAAAAAAUGCUGGGAUGUUCAUAUUGUGCUGUGUGUUUGGCAAAUUCUGGUGGAAAUUUGUGCAGUUUGUGUAUGAUGUUGACCGUGCACCAGUGACUCGUUCUGAACCUUCGUACCUUUCGUCCCCGGAUUCCUCCAAAAGGUUGCAGUCCAGGUAUGCUGUGGAAGCUAUCCACACAGACACAGCUGUUGCAGUGUUGCCUGUUGAUGUAGCCUGGAAGAAGCUUCCAAACGCAGAGCAGCACCAGCAGCAGCAGCAGGAGGAGGAGGAGUAG